AUGAGUACGAGGAUACUAUUAUUACUACACCCAACCGUUGUAACGGAUGAAGCGUUAGUAGAAACAAUAAAAACCGAUAUAUCAAAAUCUCACAGCGACUAUACAAUAGAUCAACAAAUUAUAAAUCGUAUAACUCAAGGAGAUAUAAUAAUAGAUAAAAAUUCAUAUAAUGAAAUAAUAUAUAUAAAUCCAAAUGAUUUAAAAUAUAAAGAAAUGCCAAUUCUGUUAAUCAAAUUAUUAUAUGAAUUAUUAGAAAAUGAAGGAAAAUUAAAAGGUGAUUUACCAAUUAAUCAAAAUUUAGAUGUUUUAAUGGAAGGUUUUAUAAUACAAGAUGAUGGAUCUUGGUUUAAACCUGAACCAGUUAAAGAAACCAUAAUUUUGAAAAAGAAAAACACAUCUACAUUAAAUAACGAUAGACAAUCAUCAACAUCAAGUUAUACACAUUUAAAUAAUAAAUCAUUACCUAAAUUUAAAAAAUUAUCAGAUAAAUUAUCAUCUCCUCCAUUACCUGGAUUAACAGAUACUUCAGCUCCAAAUACAGAUGAAGAAAAUGAGAUUGGAAAUGGAGGAAUGAAAAGAAAAUUAAUAGAUACAAAAUUAACAUAUUUUAGUGAUUCAUCAUCAGAUGAAGAAGGAGAAGGAGAAUUUGAUGAAGAAGAUAAAAAAUCAUCAAUAUAUAUAAAUGAAGAUGAUUUAAUUUCAAAUAUAAAUAAUGAUAAUUUAAUAAUCCCCAAAAAAUGUGAAUUACCAAAUGGUAAAAGAAGAAGAAAAGCAUGUAAAGAUUGUACAUGUGGUUUAAAAGAAAUUGAAGAAGAAGAAAAUCAAUCUCAAAUAAAUUUACAAAAUUCAAUAUUAAGUAAAAUGGCAAAAUCAGCAAAUGAAGAAGCUGCAAAAAUAGAAGAAAGAAUUAGGGAAAAAACUCAAAAAUUAAGAAAUGAUAAAAUUAAAAACUUAAAACAAAAACAAGCAGACAAUGUUAUUAAAUUUAAAGAUGAAGAUUUAAAUGAAAUUGAUUUUACUGUACAAGGUAAAACCGGAGGGUGUGGUUCAUGUGCUUUAGGUGAUGCUUUUAGAUGUGAUGGAUGUCCUUAUUUAGGUUUACCACCUUUUAAACCAGGAGAAGUUAUUACUUUAGAUGGAAUGGAUGAAGAUAUUUAA
Messenger RNA from Lodderomyces pseudojiufengensis, 1158 nucleotides. RefSeq names its product electron carrier (gene DRE2). The record is from RefSeq and is a predicted model, not a curated record. NCBI's taxonomy places the organism in Eukaryota, Fungi, Ascomycota, Pichiomycetes, Serinales, Debaryomycetaceae. Gene Ontology annotation, cellular component: cytoplasm. Gene Ontology annotation, biological process: iron-sulfur cluster assembly. Gene Ontology annotation, molecular function: iron-sulfur cluster binding. The transcript has a single exon. The coding region runs from base 1 to 1158 and encodes 385 amino acids.